AUGGAUCGCUUCGGGGAAGGUAAGUUGUCCCAGGGAUUGAGGCUGGAUUUGAGAGGGGAUAGUAGAUCGGAAAGCCUCCGGUCGGGUGUGGGUGUGGAGAGGGGAGUAUCUGGAUUGGGGAAUGGGUUUAAGUUGCUUAGAGUACCCCAGGCAUUCUUAGCGUUGCUGCGAGGAGAUUAUGAGUUGAAUGGUUUGUUUCCAACAACAUGGUUCGUACCCACGGGUAUCCAGACACACAAAUGCGACAAGUGCGUCCGGGAGUUUUUCUCUCCUUUCAAUUGUCGUCGGCACAUGAGAUUUCAUCGGAAAACACUCCAUCCAGACAAGGACGAGCUGUCGAAGCAAAGGGAUGCCAUUGGCCAAUUCUGGGCGCAGUUAUCUCCAGCCCAAGCUUCUGAGAUCCUCUCCUUGAAGUCUUCUCGGGUAGAUGAGAUUACUGGGACUAAUAUCGAGCAGGCCCUACAAAAACACAUGCAGAUGUCCGGUGUUGCAUACCUGACACAGGCCUACUUCAGAGCUGGAAGACAACUGGAAGAUAUACGGGUCAAUGCCGCAGCAAAUGUGGCUUCCGAGCUUCUGUUCAAAGUAUUGGACGACGCAAGUGAGAAGACUUUCCUGAUCGGUGGGACGAGUGUGGCUGUGGCACGUUACGUGUAUCAAAAGGACCCUCCACAUGGAGAAGAGAAGAACGCUAUAGCAACUUUGGCUUUUCUCAUCGAGGAUAACUUGGUGAAAGCUUGGAAUGCGGAAAAGGAUAAGAAAGCGCUUGACAUCCAGAGAGCCCUCGUCGAAGAAGAGGAAGCUGCUCAGAAGAAGCGCGAGAGGGAACUGGAAAGGAAGCGUCUAAAAAAGCAAAGACAAAGGGAGAAGAGAGCUGGAGGUAAUCCACCCGACACUGGCAUACAAAACGACGACACCGACUUACAGCAGGACGUAGAAUCCGCAGCAGUUGGUGGAUUUUCUUCUUUAGCUACGGGCGCCGAGGAUUCAGAUAUAGAGAAGGUUGAAACCGGUACUGCUAGGUGGGCAGAGGAACCCGACAAUUCCCAGGAAGAGUUUACCGUCAGCAGGCCCCAGCGGAGGCGCUUUGUUGUGCACACUCAAGCUGAACAGAAGCAGUCGAGUUUUCCGAAGUACAAGCCAAGAUAUACGAGGGGCAACAGAGGUGCGAAUGUUGGAGCAAACGGCUACACUUGCUGGACGAGAAAGAACAAUGCAGACAAUGUUUGCGACGCCUCUACUGCUAUAGAAGCUGAUAGCAAUCCUGAUGGAAUCCUCAACGAACACGCUCAAGGAGAGACCAUACCAGGCGAGAAGCUCACUAGCACAGGUGAAGCGGAGCAGGUUCCAAAUGCUGAAGGACUCGAUGAUUCUCGAGUUGUUCAUCAGGACCAACUGUAUCUGGACCAAGAGGAGCUUAUGAUUGGCACCUUGAGCAUACCGCUCAAUGCCCGUGCAUUGGAAGCUUUGAGGCCGUCUUCCCAGCGUUUUGACUCCUUGGAGAAAGAGCUGCUGACGCCCGUGAGCUUGAAAGGCGACGGUGGUACUAAAGCGGACGAAAUGCCAGCGGCUGAGGAGUGCUCGUUGGAGAAUCAGACGCCAGCAAGUGCUGAACGCGAGGCCACGGCGACAGGUGACGAGCAAGAGUUUGCCAGGGUGGCGGAGGCAUGCAUGGCGUUCCUCGUUGACAGAUGGCGCAAGGCUAUAUCAGAUCCAGAGGCAGUGGUUUUCGCGGUUCUGGAGGAGUCACUGGCCGAUGGUGAGACGCCUGAGGUUCAGAAACUGGAAGCUGGCCCAGAAGGUGGUGUUGACGGUCAUCCGGAGGUGGACAAGGCCGGAAAUGGUGAAGCUGACAAGGAGGAGGCUCCAGACGCCAGUGAAGUAGCAGGAAGUGUAGGAAAUUCUUUAGAGUCGGGCGGCGUAGCGAGCGUAGGGAACCUGGAAGCUGGCAACGCAGAGGAGUCGUCCAGCGGCGGCAACGUUUUGGGUUUGCGCGGCGGGGUGAAGGGAGAGGAGGAGAAGCGGCUCGACGGCAGGAACGGGACUUGCAACAAGAAGGCAGGCCCCAACAAGUGGAAGAAGGGCAAGGCGUCCGAGCAGAGAUACUUGCCCAAGAAGCAGUGAGAAAAGAGGUUUUUGUGACGGUGGUGGCGGUAGGCUUUUUGAUGUUUCUGGUGGGGAGGAUUCAUCGGCUACUGUGGUAGAGGAUUCGUUGGCUACUGCGGUGGCGGAGGAGAGGAUUCAUCGGCUGCGGAGGAGAGGACUCAUCGGCUACUGUGGUGUGGUGGCGGAGGAGAGGACUCAUUGGCUACUUCGGUGGCGCAGGAGAGAACUCAUCGGCUACUUUGGUGGCGGAGAGGAUUCCUCGGCUACUGUGGUGGCGGAGAGAGAGACGUAGGAUUAACGCUGGGGAUGGAAGGCACGGCGACGACGGUGGUGGUGGUGAUGGUGGUGAAAGUUUUGGGACAGUGGUGGUGGUGGUGAUGGUGGUGAAAGUUUUGGGACAGUGGUGGUGGUGGCGGUGACGGUGCUGGUGGUGGCAUUUUUUUUUGGAUGGAGAUGGUGGAAACGUUACAGCUCUCGAAGUCGACAUCAUCAUAGGGACUGGUUACUUUCUAAACGGGCUGUACAUAUUUUGCCAAGUUGAGGUGGACGCGACGCUUAUAUCCUUGUUCCUUUUUUAUUUUUUCUCUCCGCAAAUCGAUCGGACCGAACUCUUUAAAGAACGCGCGAAGAUUUCUUUUGAA
Selaginella moellendorffii is the source of this 2747-nucleotide messenger RNA. RefSeq lists its product as uncharacterized. NCBI's taxonomy places the organism in Eukaryota, Viridiplantae, Streptophyta, Lycopodiopsida, Selaginellales, Selaginellaceae. The transcript has 9 exons. The record is from RefSeq and is a predicted model, not a curated record. Bases 1 to 2124 code for a protein of 707 amino acids.